AGUUCAAUGGCACCUAUCAGUGAAUUGUACAAUUGAACCAAAUCAUCCUGCCUGUGGGAAACGUUUGAUUCGUGUACCGGAUUACAAAAGGAAUGUAGAAAUGACUUCCGAUGUGGAUGUACACAAAUAUGGCACACCUCUGCCCUUGCUAGAGUUUGAUGAGGUUGUGCCCACAAAGAAACCAGUAUAUGCCCAGGACCAAAUUGCUACCGAUGACCAAGGAAGACGACGUUUUCAUGGUGCUUUCACCGGAGGCUUUAGUGCUGGCUACUGGAAUACGGUGGGCUCCAAAGAAGGUUGGACUCCACAGUCAUUUAAAAGUUCACGAUCCGAAAAAGCAUCUGGCCGAGUAACACAACGUCCCGAAGAUUUUAUGGACGAUGAAGAUUUAGGAGAAUUUGGUAUAGCUCCAAAAGGUUUGCAGAUACAAGAAGACUACACGGGACCCGAAACAUCCAAAGAACAAAGAAAAAGGAAAUUUCUUCAGUGUGAUUUAAAGGCAAUACCCGGAGAGCCGGUACUGCAGCAACUUCUGAGGCCGGUAAAAGACAAAGUAUCUGUAAGGAUAUUAAAAUCAUGGGGCUGGCGACCUGGACAAGGCUUUGGGCCAAGGCAGACACGAAAGGAAAAGAAGAAAGCGAGGGAAAGAAAUAAAAAAGAGUUGUAUUUGUUGGAAAAAUACGGCUGUGAUUUACCCACUAAUAGUAAAACGGCCAAUGAUACCGACGACGAUGAUGAUGAUCAGGAUGACGGCGACGACGAUUCUGAGGAAGAUGACAUUACAUUUGCCCCCGAAGAUUUUGAACCCAUUCCCUAUGGACUGAAAGAAGAUCGUUAUGGUUUGGGUUAUAAACCACUAAGUCGCCACUCAGUCUUGGGAGGCAGUAAUCAAAGUUCCAGUUCUGUGGCUGCCCACAAAGAACAUAUCAAUUUAUUCAAACCCCUAGAAAUGAUGGGUAAAAAUAAUCAAAAAAUUUCAUUUGCUGGCCAAGCUUUUGGUGUUGGUGCCCUAGAGGAGGAUGAUGAUGAAGAUGUUUAUGCCACAGAUGAUUUGACGAGGUAUGAUUUCAGUUUGGAGGAUAAAAAGAAACCCAAGAAAUCUAAGAAAGCUCUAACACCUGAUGAGUUGAUUUUUGAAGACUUCCACAUUGAUUUAAAACCAGAUAAGCCAUUGGAGUACAAACUCGAAAUACCCUUUGGAUGGCAGCCUCGCAAUUGGUAUGAGAAAAGAUCUCGGUUCGAACCAUUAGAUCCACGCACACAAAGACAAUUGGAGAAGAAAUUUGCCAAACCCCAAGACACUAAUGCCGAUGAGGGAGAAAUGACCAGGGAGAGAAGGGCUGAACUACUGGGGGAAGAAAUCAAGAGAAAAGAAGAAGAAACCAAAGGCAAUUUUGUGCCACCCUCUGUGGUAAAGCCCUCAAUAGCGGAAUUGCAAAGGCAACAAAAGGAACGACAACAGAAAACCCAAGAUUUGAUGGAGAAAAUUUCAGCUAAAUCAUCAAAUUUUACCCGAGGAGGUAUUAUAACAAUAGAGGGUGAAGAGAAAGCAGCUCCGCCCUUAACUGCGGAAGAAAUUUCGUCAGCCUUUAAACCAUUUGCCAAUGACAAUGCCAAACAGAAACGUUAUGAGCAAUUUUUGGCAGCCAAUUUGCAGAAUGAUCAUGAAAUAGACGACUUUUUGGAAAACAUUCAGCCAAUAGAGCUAUCAUUGUGGGACAGACAAAUGGAGAAAAAAGAAUUUGUACAGGCCAAAAAAAUAUACCGACCUUUAAAGGGUAUUAUGUCGGAUAGAUUUGUUACUGAAUCCCAAGUAAAAGCAGAACAAAAAGUUGCCGAAAUCGAAAAAGACCCCUCUAAACCAAUUGUUGUGGAACGCUCCAAGAUGAUGUGGAAACCCCACAGUCUCUUAUGCAAAAGAUACAACAUUGCUGAGCCAUUUGGUGGUCUAAUGGAAGAUGAAAAGAAAAAAACCAAAAACAAAUCAAAAAUGUCGGUAUUUGAUUAUUUGGAAACAUCUGUUAACAAGAAGGAGGAUUUUCAAACGCCCGUCAUUAUUCCUAAAAAUGUUGAGAAACCUCAAGAAUUGGUUAAGCAACAAACAAGUGAUUCUGCAAAUGUAACGGAGGAAAAGGAAGAGGGAACCGUCAAUUUAGAAUGGCAAGAUGUUUUGCAGGGCAAAACUAAGGCAACAGAAGAAAAAUCUAGUUUUGUUUUUAAACCCAAAACAGAUUUGGAAAAACAAGUUGUGGAAAGCAUGGAUAAACCAAUUACCGAAAAGAAGGAGUUAUUUAAAUCCAUAUUUUCCGAUAGUGAGAGUGAUGGCGAGGAAGAAGACAACAGUAAACCUGGGCAACAACCAACUGAUAUCCUUAAUCCCUUAAGUAAACCUUUGAAUGCCGCAGCAGCAAAUUUGUUGAGAAACAAUUCACCGCCAAGGGGAAUUUUUAAGGCUCUAUUUAAUGUACCGGUUAACAAUACGACGGAAUCAACCAAAUCAGAAGAAGAAAAACCUCAGUUGAAGUUGAAUGAAGUUGUGGAAAAACAAAACGACAUAGAAAUGAAAGAACCCGCAAAAGAAACUCCUAAACAAAUUGAAACUACAAAAAUACUAUUUCAACCCAAAUCUUCAAGGGAGCCAAAAGAAAAUUCGAAUUCCACCUUUACUUCGUCUUUACCCUCUGCCAAUACAACGGAACUCUAUGGUCCCAGCCUGCCUUCUAAUCUGAAAGCGAAUGAUAAUACAAAAACGUCUGCAUCCUCAUCAACAUCUGCUGCCGCCAUUGAUGCCAAAUUACUAGAGUUAUUUAAUAAACACAAACCCUCGGCACGUCUAACUGAAGUUUGGGUUGAAAAAAGCUCAAAACGCAAUAGCUCAGACAGUGAUGAUGAUUCCAGCUCAAGUGAUACCUCAUCCAGCUCAGAUGAUGACGACGUCAAACAUAAAAAACGUUCUAAAAAAUCGAAGAAAAAGAAAUCAUCGGAACAUAAACACAAAAAACAUAAGGAACACCACAAAUCAAGUAAAAAAUCCAAGAAAUCUGACAAAAAGAAAAAGAAGAAACACAAGAAGAAAUAAAAUAAUGUGUUUUUAAUAUUA
Messenger RNA from Musca domestica (house fly), 3100 nucleotides. RefSeq names its product G patch domain-containing protein 1 homolog. The coding region runs from base 101 to 3079 and encodes 992 amino acids. NCBI's taxonomy places the organism in Eukaryota, Metazoa, Arthropoda, Insecta, Diptera, Muscidae. The record is from RefSeq and is a predicted model, not a curated record. The transcript has 3 exons. Gene Ontology annotation, molecular function: RNA binding. Gene Ontology annotation, cellular component: nucleus. Gene Ontology annotation, biological process: mRNA processing.